UUGUACUAUUAACACACUGGAUAUAUUUUAUACUUGGAGGGAAAAUGUCUCCUGGAAUUUCAUAGAAUAAAAAAUAAGGGGGUCCAUAUAAUGACUAGAAUUACUGCCAUUCACGAAAAUUACAAAGAAAUGACAGAAAAGUAUUACACAGGCCAAAACGACAUCAGUAUAUUGUUUGGUCUUCAUACCACAGGCAAUUAUAUCACUUGGGUUCAAUUUUACUAAGUACUCUUUAGUAGUAAAUUCGAACCCGAGCGAUAUAAUUACCUGUGCUUCUUACAGGUGCAUCUAUGAAGAUUGAUUACAAUUUGAAGGAAUUUUGGUCAGACAACUAUCUUGUUCUGAUCGUAUAAAUAACUGAGAGUGAUUUUGACUGUCUUGAUAUUUUUAUACAAAAGUUUCUUGAUCCAUUGUAAAAAGUGAUGCAUAAGGACGGAACAAAUAUUUUUUUUAUAGUCAUAGCACUUUAUUGUAUAAAUCAAGGAUAUACAUGUAUAUAUAAAACCACAGGCAAUUGCAUCGCUUGGGGUCGAAUUUACUAUUAUAUAAAGAGUAUAGUAAAUUCAACCCCAAGCGAUGCAAUUGCCUGUGUAUAAAACAUAUGAUCUAAAUCUAUAAUGUUUGAUGUACCAUGUACAGUUGCGAAAAAAAAUAAAAAAUAAUAAAAUAAAUAUAAAAAUACAUAUAAAAACACAUUUAAUGCAAUAAAUUUCAUCAUUUAUUAAUUAUUGGAGAACAGUAAAAGACCCAUAGAAUGAUGUUGACCGCAUGUAACAUACAUAUGUUGAAGUGUAUCUUAAUGCAAUAUAUUAUAAAAACGCACAUAGAUAUAACGUUCUUUUCAAUAUUUUCUACAGGCACUCGACGUUUUAAAUAUCUAUAACAGAAAAAUUGUCUUCCUGUAAACAUAAUAUUCACAAGGUAUAUAUUGCCGAUAAAUGGACUUUAUUUCCAGUUCACCAUGACGAUGCGAGAGGUAAGACCUUGACAGAGUUGCUUCUAAACGGUAGGGGUCUAGUUAUCAUAUUAUGUCGAACUUUUCACCGAAAUUUUCAAGCGAUGUAGCUGGUAAAAAAAGAAACCAAGAUGGCGGCGUGAUAUACCUUGUGAAUAUUAUGUUUACAGGAACUUAGACAAUUUUUUUUUAUUAUAGAUAUUUAAAACGCCGAGUGCCUGUGAUAUUUUCAUAUUGGACAGAAAUUGUGCUUGGAAUUCGUGGCAUGCUGUCAUAGUUUUACUGCUGUAGACGCCUCUAAUUGGCUCAAGAUUUAAAAUUUGCUGAUUAAUUAUGGAAUUUUAUAUAUUUUUUUUUUGGUGAUUUUUAAUGAUUUUACUGUAUAUUUGAUUUUAAGCUUGUUCUUCAUUUUGAUGUUACCAGGUGUAUCAACAUGACCUGAACAGCAAAAUAUUGUAUUAAAGUUCAGAACCAAUCACCAAUUCAUUAUAUGUCUUGGGAAAGUUUUUGACUUGGACAUGCAUCAGUGCUGAAGAUUGGACACAUGGAGACUUGUGGCGAUUCUAAAGAAACGAAGAUGCUGGGAGACCAUUCUUUGGUACAGGGUAUGGAUACUGCUAGCUCUGUACAGAAUGUGAAUGCCGGUAACCCCGCACAAAAUAUGAAUGCCACUAGUUCCACUCAGAGGGCCAGUUCUAAGAUACAGAUGUUAGAAAACAGUGAACACCUAACUGGACCUGAAGCACAGAUUGUGGUAGUGUCUUCUGCUGAUCAUAACUCCUCCUUAGACAUUCCCUUCAGUCAACUCAGAACCAUGGACGGGCAACAGAUUGACUUUAAUCAGCUCUCUAUAAUCAAUAGUCAGCCAUUACAGUUGAACUCCGUGGUGCAGGGGACUUAUGACAGUCUAGGCGAAAUUACCAUCAUGGGAACUUUAAUGGCUUCUCAGAAUGAAAGUGAGAACCAGCUUAAUCUGGUUCAGACAGUCUCCUUGGGUUCGAAUGUCUCGGAACCAGAGGGCGAGGAUGGCCGGGUUAUUAAUGCAGAACAGAGCUACACGUUCACCCCAAUUCAAAAUGUAUUCAAUGUGAUGGGGAUCCCGCAGGGAGCGGAGCAGGGAGAAAUGUUUCCCACAGAUGUGAGUUGUGACCCAAGUUUAUCGCCAGAAGCCGUGGCAGCAACAGAUGAACACGGAAAAGUGAAGAUUGACGAGAAGGACACAACUGCGAAUGAAAGCAGAAAUGUGAUUAGAAAUGUGCAGCUUUCCUGGCCCGAGUCAUCCAGUACGCGAAGUAGUAAUAUUCAGCUUGUGAUUCCGGAAGAAAUAGCUGCAUUGGACUCGGAGUUGGAGAGUGAAGAUCCACAUCAUCAGCUGGGCGUGGCGGAUAAACUAGACAAUCAAAAAUAUGUAAGCUUGUUGCCUUCAAAUAUCAAGGGUGUAAAAAAGUAUAAAACAACGGCCAUUCCUGUGACUGAGGCGGAAGCAAACAUGGACAUGGAUGAGUGGACUGCCGACACUGUGGACAAAGACAAAGGGAGUAAACAUCAGGUCUACUCUAUAGUUUUGGAUCAGCUUUCCAAUCAUCAGUCAGCACUGGUAGAAAUGAUCGAGGUUUGUCAGAAUGUCAGUUUGUCUAAUUCUGUGCACUUUGAAAAGUUAGCCAAAAUUUUGAUGGAAAAACUUGAAGGCAUGCUAGAAUUCUUCCAUGUCAUCAAACCUUUGGUGGGAAAUUGUUUGGGAAGCUUGAUGAAGGUCGAUAAAUCAACUCAAACUGAAGUGGAAGUGGAAAAAACACCAGUGUGCAAUUUGAACCAACCUCUGUAUUCAAGUGUGUCAGGACGAAAAAUACGCCAGACGGAGCGAUUUCAGGGAUUCCUGGACGUAGAGAAUGGGGUCAUUUCAGGAUCAGAAGAGAAGACUCCCUAUUGCAGAAAGAAGAGAAAGGUGACCAGUUUUGGAGAGAGCGUUGAGGUACCCCCCAACACUGUCAAUACUCCAAGUGAGCCCUCACCAUCAAUAGGCAGGGAGGUGCAGGAUGGAGAGGAGGACAGUUUAGAAUUAAUGGCUUCAGAAGAGAAGGAAGGAGAUGCGUAUCUUGUGAAUUGUAAGCCUCCGUCUGGUCUUGAUUUGUCCACGGAGUGGGUCAAACAAUCAUCAGAAACAGAUGAAACUUCAAAGCCUGAUGAUGGUGCGAGGAAAAAGCGAGUCUUUAAAACCAAAAAGCAGUAUGAGGCAGAAGCUCAAUUCAAAUUUUUCUGUCAAAAUUGCUCUUUCAAGUCAAAGCGGGAAAGUCAUUUCCGCAAACACUUAGAAUUACAUGAUAAAAUUAGUGACAUUUUUGUUUGCAAGCUCUGCGGUUUUAAAACAAUUCGGCAAAGCACGUUACGGAAACAUGAAAUCAGUCAUAGCGUGAAUGUUGUAAAAUGUAAACUCUGCUCGUAUGUGACGGACUCGGAUACACUACUUAGACGACACAUGAAUUUAAAGCACAAUAACAGAAAGAGGCACUACAAACGAGAUAAAAACCAGACGUACUCGUACAGAUGUGCUCAUUGUGGUCAGACUUUGCCCACGCUGUCGAAGUACAGACUCCAUUUAAAGAUGCAUAAUUCGGAUGCGGACACAGAAGAGUUUGCUUUUCAUUGUGAUCAAUGUGAUUACAAAACGAAACGUAAGGAGCACAUUAACCGACACCGAAUGAACCACACGAAUGACCGACCCCAUCUCUGUGACACGUGUGGGAUGACCUUCAAGAGAAGUGACACACUUAACCAACACAAACAGGUUCAUUUGGAAAAAAUGCAGCGAAAACUGGACUUUGUCUGUCAGGUCUGCAAUAAGGCAUUUAGAUCUAAGUGUCAUUUAGGGGAACACAUGGCCAUGCACUCUAACAGUCGACAGUACCUCUGUGAUGUUUGUGGAGCUUCAUUCAAAACCAAAUCAUGUCAACUGAAGCAUGUGAAGAACAUUCACCAAAAUCCCAGGUCAUUUCCGUGCAGUAUGUGUGAAAAGCGUUUCAACACCAACUAUGCCUUGAAGAGACACGAGAGAACGCACGAGAAUGAUUUAAAAAUGAUGCCAACAUCAACAAACGUAUUGGUGACCCAGAACUUCUUGACAGACGUUUCAGCACAAGGCAUAAAUCAGGCAGAACUGGUACAAGCUACAGACAUCAUCAUAACACCGUCUAUUGAAGAGACGUAUGAGCAGAGUAAUGAUGUAAAACUUCAACAAGUUCUCGGGGAAAAUGCCUCGGCCAUUAUGUUUCUCUCCAGCUCACUCCCCAAUUCAUGGAAUUAAAAUGUUUCUUUUUUUCAAGCUUUUGUAAGACCUACUGAGUUGUUUAUACUGUUAAAAUGUAUCUCUAGAUCUUUUUGUAUGCAGUAAAACACACUUGUAGCAUAGUGUUUGGGAUGUAAAUGUAAUUUGUUGUAUCCAGUAAGUUCACAAUAUUUAAAACUACAGGGAAUGAAAAUCACUUCACUGUAAGAGUAAAUUCAUUAUAAACAUAUUCGCUGCAACUUUUUUUUUUUUUACUGUAUAUUGAUGUUUUCAAAUUUCAAUAUUUUCGGCUUGCUGUAGUCUCUAAUAGUAUGUUUAUUUGUUUUAAGAAUGUCUUACACUAAUUUCUGUGAUAGCUUGAUUGUUUUAAAACAUAAUAAUUAUACAUG
Messenger RNA from Ostrea edulis (European flat oyster), 4627 nucleotides. RefSeq names its product GDNF-inducible zinc finger protein 1-like. Gene Ontology annotation, biological process: regulation of transcription by RNA polymerase II. Lineage: Eukaryota; Metazoa; Mollusca; Bivalvia; Ostreida; Ostreidae. The coding region runs from base 1500 to 4256 and encodes 918 amino acids. Gene Ontology annotation, molecular function: DNA-binding transcription factor activity, RNA polymerase II-specific; RNA polymerase II transcription regulatory region sequence-specific DNA binding. The transcript has 6 exons. Gene Ontology annotation, cellular component: nucleus. The record is from RefSeq and is a predicted model, not a curated record.